Molecule: messenger RNA, 1341 nt
Organism: Ogataea philodendri
Lineage: Eukaryota; Fungi; Ascomycota; Pichiomycetes; Pichiales; Pichiaceae
Exons: 1
Coding region: 1-1341 (446 amino acids)
Biological process (GO): protein import into peroxisome membrane
Cellular component (GO): peroxisomal membrane
Molecular function (GO): protein-macromolecule adaptor activity
Source: RefSeq, a predicted model, not a curated record
AUGUUUCAAUAUUGCAGAGAUCUUGUGUCGCGACACAAGAAGAAGAUUCUCUUCAGCACGGGGCUGGUGGCGUUUUCGUACGUGGUAAGCACCUAUGUGAGCAAUAAACUGGCCGAACUACAAGAGAGAUUAAAAGAGGAGAAUUUUGCCAAAGAGCAGAUCAAGAGGCGUUUUAAGCAGACACAGAACGACUGUUACAUGACGUUUCUGUCGCUGUUGCCUGUGUUGACAGAACCUAUUUAUGAGACGUUGAACGUUGAGGAAAUUACCAAAGAGCUUCAGAACAAGCGGCUUGAGAGACAAAAGAGUAAAAACCUUCCUGUUGGCAACGUGACCGAUCCGGCACUUUCGACGGUGUUGAGUGACGACUUUUCUGUUCAUAAUGAGAAAGAGACUACUGUUCAGGCAUCUGGUCCAACACAGAUCAAGACCAAGACCGAACUGUGGAACGAGCUGAGAAACCAGAGUAUCACGCGUUUUUUGACAUUGCUAUACUGCGAGUCGCUUCUGAUCGUGUUUUUGCACCUGCAACUGAACAUACUGUCCAGGCGGUCGUAUUUGGAUACAGCUAUCAAGUUGGCAUCCAAGACUAAAGGUAUUAAGCUGGAGAAUGAUUCCGGUAUCUCGUUGGACGGAGGAUACGGUUCUUUCGAAGACGAGAGCGACCACAGCGCACAGGACGAGAACCUUGCUGAACAAGCAUUUUUGUCUUUUAGCUGGUGGCUUCUCAACAAGGGAUGGACAGAAUUGGAGAAGAAGAUUGGAGCAAGCGUGGAGGACAUUUUCGGAGAAAUCAAUCCCCGCCAGGAGUUGUCGAUUGAGGAAUUCGCCACUCUGAUCAACAAGACACAACAGAUUAUUGACAAGGAUAUCAAUUCAUCUGCCGAUUUGGAGCCGUCCGCGGUGAUCACGUCGCUGAUUCCACCUGCCAACUUGGAGUUCUUCUUGUUGCAACAGACAAACGACAUGGACUUCUUGGCCAACUUUAACAACAAUCUACAGAACUCGGAGAACCUGAGCAAGCUGUUGGACGAGCUAAAAGGAUACCUCAACAACGAACAGGUGAGUGCCAUUAUAAGUCUGCUGGUGACGGUGGGAAUUUCCAAGGUUCUCGACAACAUUGUGGUCAACCUCAUGAACAAACAAAAAAACCCAGACAGAGAGGAACAGGUUCUCACACAGAUACCCAAGGUGAAGCUGGCUUCGUUACUUGCAUCCAUCACCAAACAGUCGAACCAGCUCACAAACAAUUCUCUUGACAAUGAGAUCUUGUACACUCUCAACAACUUACAGGAGCUAGACGAUCUGAGUGCGAGCGUCUACUCCAAUUUCGACGCUUAG